Messenger RNA from Octodon degus (degu), 1646 nucleotides. RefSeq lists its product as uncharacterized. The record is from RefSeq and is a predicted model, not a curated record. Bases 36 to 848 code for a protein of 270 amino acids. Lineage: Eukaryota; Metazoa; Chordata; Mammalia; Rodentia; Octodontidae. The transcript is spliced from 4 exons.
CCUUGCCUCAGGCAGCUCUUGGCGCCUGCUUUCAGAUGGGGCGCGCAGGAGUGGGAUGCGCUGUCUCCGGGCGAUGCUCACCCGCUGGGGGCUUGGGGGCCUCCCUCCCUCGGCUAGCGCCCCGGGACUGGCCGUCCCGCCCAGAGAGGCCGCAGGGCCGGCGGAGCCGAGUCCAGCUGCGCGCCGGGCGCGGGUGCACUCGGACGGCGCCGGUCACCGGCCGCGCGGGUUCAAGUGCGCUGGCCCCGGCGCCGGACGCGGGCCAGGUCCUCCCUGCUCCGCCUGGCUCCGGAGCUCGGAGCGUCCGGCUGGCCCAGGGACCCCUCUCCCCGCCUCCAGUCGCGCGGGGCACGGACGCGCGCACUUGGCUUGGGGUGCGGCGGCGAGUAGCGCGGGCGGGUAGCGGGAUCCCGCGCUUCCAGGCCCGGCCGGGUUCCCAGCUCACGCCGCAGGGACUUUUCCCGGCCCACGGUGGAGGCUCCGCCGGGGAAAGAAGCCCAACUUCCUCCAAGCCGCCGGAGUGUGCGCUGCGAUCGGCAGGAAAUGGCCGGGACGCGCAGCUUGCGCCUUGGCAGUGUGCCCUGGCUUUGCAGAAGAAAAGCAUCUCCACCCAACUCUCCCCCUCUCCCCAGAGCCCCGCGCAGACUGAAAUUCAUCUGGUUCUCAAAAAGGUGUUUUCAGAAACACUAAAACAUCACAACUGUUAUUUUCAUCUCUUUCCAGGCAGAUAUAUGAUUGCUCGUGAAGACUCAACUUGUCCUCAGUUGGAAAAACUCAACCAUUGCCUUGAAAGACUGAGCACUAAGGCAGUGUGGCAAGUGGAAGCUAUUGGGAGUGAUUCCAUCUAAAAUAUUAAAUGAACACAGUUAUUGUUUAAAUCCAGGAAGAGUUCCACAUGGACUGUGGUUGGUGGCUGGGAUGCUCUGGAGUGGAGCCCUUGGAGAAGAAUAUGUUAUUUGCAUUUAGGAAAAUACUUCUUUGGCUCAAUAUCUAGCCACUAAAAUAAAAACAAUUCAUCAAAAAACAGUUAUCCCAGAUGGAUUCCAAGAGUGGUAAUUAGAUUUCCUAAGGAGUCAAAGGGUGAAAAUUGUAGGAUGGGGGAGAGAUCAGAGGACAAACUACAUUUGGAAGCAGGAAGUGGUUCAAGGAAUUUGUGACUCAAAGUAAGAGAAAAGAAGUAGGCAUGUGUGGAUCUCUGUGGUCGUCCCAUUGGAACCUAAGCUGGGUAACUGGGAGGUAAAAUCAUUUUAUGAUGUUCUAUGGCCACCUCACAAAGGUGCUAGGAGCUACAACUAGAAGCCCCAGUACCAAGAAGCCCCAGUACCACUGAGCAGGCUGAGGAGGCACAGCUACUGCCUGAACCUGCCUGGGGGGGAGUUCCCAGUAUCACCCACAAUGGGCAGAGUCUUGGCAAAGUAGGAAAGCAGUGUACGCCUGAACCCUCUGAGAGAAGGUAAGGCCCUCUGUGGGCUGUCCACUCAGAACAGGAGGCUCAGCCCCUUGCAUGAAUUCUUCUGAAGUGGCUAUACAGCUAGUGUUUGUUCAAUAAGGCAGCCUAUGUGUGUGCUUAAUGUUUAUAAAAAAUGAAUGUAUUGAAAUGUUCUAAAUUUAAAUUGUGAUGAUUGUACAAUUUUGUGAAUAUGAAA